Molecule: messenger RNA, 2164 nt
Organism: Pseudoliparis swirei
Lineage: Eukaryota; Metazoa; Chordata; Actinopteri; Perciformes; Liparidae
Product: heterogeneous nuclear ribonucleoprotein L-like
Exons: 14
Coding region: 31-1629 (532 amino acids)
Biological process (GO): regulation of RNA splicing; mRNA processing
Cellular component (GO): nucleus
Molecular function (GO): mRNA binding
Source: RefSeq, a predicted model, not a curated record
ACUACCACCAUCCUUUUUAAACGGGACAACAUGGCUACUGCAGCGAGCCGUUACUACAGCGAGGACGGCCGGGCAACGAAACGACAGAAAACCGACGGAAUGGCCACGGGAUACGAAGACCCACACAAGACCCUUCCAUCAGUUGUGGUGCAUGUCCGGGGACUGGUGGACGGCGUUACAGAGGCUGAUCUGGUCGAGGCCCUGCAAGAAUUUGGAGCAAUCAGCUAUGUGGUAGUGAUGCCCAAGAAGCGGCAGGCGCUGGUGGAGUACGAAGACUUGAACGGGUCUUCCACAUCCGUGACCUAUGCUGCAGACAACCAAGUAUACAUCGCCGGCCACCCGGCUUUCAUCAACUACUCCACGAGCCAGAAGAUCUCCAGGCCGGGAGACUCCGAUGACUCUAGAAGUGUCAACAAUGUUCUCCUUCUCACCAUCAUGAACCCCAUCUACCCCAUCACCUCGGACGUCCUCUACACCAUCUGCAACAACUGUGGGCCUGUUCAAAGAAUCGUUAUCUUCAGGAAGAAUGGUGUCCAAGCGAUGGUUGAGUUUGACUCCGUGCAAAGUGCCCAGCGGGCCAAGGCGUCGCUCAACGGAGCAGAUAUCUACUCUGGCUGCUGCACACUGAAGAUCGAGUACGCAAAGCCCACUCGACUGAAUGUGUUCAAGAACGACCAAGACACCUGGGACUACACCAACCCCAACCUCGGAGGCCCAGACGGUGAUGGAGAUGGCAAUGGGAGCAAUUCAGAGGAUGUCAAUGCCAAUCCCAACAAGCGCCAGAGACAGCCUGCUUUGUUGGGCGACCACCCUCCAGAGUACGGUGGUGGCUACCACGGCUACGAUGAGAACUACGGUUCCCCGCCCUACGAGGGUCGCCGCAUGGGUCCACCAAUGAGGGGUCGUGGAGGCAGAAGCUACGGGCCGAGCUACGGGCCUCCUCCCCCUCCUCCUGGCGAGUACGGUGGCCAUGCUGAGUCUCCAGUUGUCAUGUUAUAUGGCUUGGAGCCUGUCAAGAUGAACGCCGACCGCGUCUUCAACAUCUUUUGCCUUUAUGGCAACGUGGAGAGGGUGAAGUUCAUGAAGAGUAAGCCCGGAGCAGCCAUGGUGGAAAUGGGAGACUGCUAUGCAGUGGACCGCUCCAUCACUCACCUCAACAACAACUUUCUCUUUGGACAGAGACUGAAUGUGUGCGUGUCCAAGCAGCAAGCCAUUGUACCUGGUCAGUGCUAUGAGCUGGAAGACGGAUCGAGCAGUUUCAAGGACUUCCACGGCUCCCGAAACAACCGGUUCACAUCGCCGGAGCAGGCGGCCAAAAACCGCAUCCAGCACCCGAGCAACGUGUUGCACUUCUUCAACGCCCAGCCAGACGUCACGCCAGAGAUUUUCAAUCAGAUUUGUGAGGAGCUCGGUGUCAAGACCCCCGUCAACGUCAAAAUGUUCACUGGAAAGAGUGGCGCAGCCCCCAGCGACCGCAGUGCCUCCGGUCUGCUGGAGUGGGAGUCGAUCAAUGAUGCCAUGGAGGCCCUGGCCUUGAUAAACCACUUCCAGAUGAAAAAUGCAGGUACGGCCGGUCCUUACCCGUACACCCUCAAGCUUUGCUUCUCCACCGUUCAGCACGCCAACUGAGCGCACCCUCGGAGCCAGGAAGACGAAGAUUGGCCCACCAUUCCCACGUUCACAUGUACUUAGACCACGACUGCUUGUAACACGCCUGGAGGAAUUAGAUUUUCAAAAACGCUUUAAAAAAUCCUGUGGCACAUCUUCAUAAUGCAUUUGACUCCUAAAGUGGAAACUCUUCUAUUAAGCAGAUCUAAGGAAUGCUAACGGGCAUAAAAACAAGUCUUGAUAUUUAUGCCAAAGAUGUGAGUAGAGUAUCAGUACGUGUGUCUUCAAUAUUAAGUUGUCCUUUUUACUUUUUGUAUUAUGCUUCUACAGUGACAUGAAAGUGUUUAAACGAUUUGGUUUUAUUAUCUGGUGUUUCAGCGGCAGUGGACAACGUGCUUUUGUAAGAGUUGUCUUUUGGAACUUUUAUUAUUAUUAUUAUAGCUUACCUUUUUUCUUUCCUUUUGUCUGAUUGAUGCCCAUUCAGUUCUGCGUUUCAGUGUCACAUAUAGAGAUGGAGAAUUGUUUUGUUCUAAAAAAAAUAAAAAACCUAAAUCAA